Dictyostelium purpureum is the source of this 1191-nucleotide messenger RNA. RefSeq lists its product as uncharacterized. The transcript has a single exon. NCBI's taxonomy places the organism in Eukaryota, Evosea, Eumycetozoa, Dictyosteliales, Dictyosteliaceae. Gene Ontology annotation, molecular function: zinc ion binding; nucleic acid binding. The record is from RefSeq and is a predicted model, not a curated record. The coding region runs from base 1 to 1191 and encodes 396 amino acids.
AUGAUGAAAACAAACAGAACCGUUGAUGGAGUACUUAGCGAAAAUAUCUCUUUAAAAGAGGAGAACAAAAAACUUUUAAUGGAUUUGGCUGAAUUAAAACGUAUAGUCGAAGAUAAAAUAUCUCUUUUAGCCACAUCUGAAGCAAUGCGUAAGGAAGAGAAGGAAAAGAGUCAGAGAGACACAUUUAUCCGUAUUGAUUUAGAAAGCGAAAUUGCAGUUCUCAAAAAGAACUCAGAAAGACGUGAGAAGAAGCUCGCAGAAUUAAGUGACGAAAAUGCAGAGUUAAAAUACGUGAUAAUCGAUAAUGAAAGAGAUAUAAAAAGCCUAGAAAGCAGGGUAACCCAACUAAGCAAGUCUAGAGAGGACCAAAAAGUUAGUGAAAACGUUGUGGUAGUAGAAAACCAAGUCAACAAGACUAUUAGCCGUAUGAAGCUGAAGAACGACGAUAUUGAUGAUAUUUGUAAUAUCAUUUGCAACAGCACAGUCGAGAAAUAUGGUGAACGUGCUUGGUUCCAUUUAAAUAAUUAUGGCUACAGCAAAAUCGAAGAGAAACUCGAACAACUAACCCAAGUAGUAUUUUAUAAUAAAGAAAGUUGUAUCAAGUUUAGAGAUAUCACUAGAGAAUAUAUUGUUAACAAUGGAGGUCAAAUGGAAUGGAACGGUUACGUCAGAUAUAUGAAGGAUCACGACAACAAGGCAGAGCGUGAAAAUAAGUUAAGAAUGAGUUUGAAGGAGGCCAAGGGAAAGAUUAGUAUUUAUGGAGAGAAUCUAGGGUCUUAUUGCAGCUUGUUCUUGGAGAAUAGAAUGGUUUGGGAAAACUACACCGACCAUCAAAGGAUCGCUGAACUCAAGGUCGACCUACCUAAUUUUAUCACAACACAAUUUGUUGAUAAAUAUAAUAAAACAAUUACAAAGGGUAAUACGAAAUCGAUCGAGGAAUGGGUCAAAGUGUUAAGGGACAUUGGUGAGGUAACUUACAAAAAUUAUUUAGAUAAGAAGGAGAGAGAACAGAAGGUUACACCAAGGGUCAAAGAAUUUAACAGUGUUAAAGUACAAAAUGCUGUAGAGAAAUCAGAUAAACCAACUGAUGAAGAAAAGGUUAGAAAACCAUUUGUUAAGGGGAGGCUCACAUGCUUUUACUGCAAGAAAGAGGGACAUGUCAGAAACAGUUGUCCAGAUCUCGCCAAAUAA